GAUUUUCCCCCAAGCUCAGCAGUCUACGAUUCGCCGCUGAGCCGUUGACACGAAUUAAUUGAACGGAAAGCGCGGAUUUAAUCCAAUCGAAUCGCCGUUCGGAUCACUUUCUUAUCACAAGCCCACUACGUGACUUAAAUUCCAUUGACGUGCGAGUAUUUUGUGAAUCACAACCGGUGGCUGAGAAAUCAGCGUUCUAGAACAAAGAAAAGAGCAAUGGGGGGCAUCAGUAACGUCUGUCUGCUGCUGGCUCUCAUCAUAGGAACAUCAUUAUUGACAAUAGGCGAUGCUAAAUCAAGUUUGGAUCUUUAUGGAGCAUUAGAGCGUAUUCCUGCAGCGAAAUGGUUGGAUAUGGUGAACUCGGCGCUCGACUCAGUUAACAGACAAAAGCGGCUUGAGGAAAAUCUGCUGAGUUCCGACAUCACUGUUAAGAAUGGUAGCCUUUCACAUGUUCAACUUCUGGAUACAUUGCCGAGUUUGGAUUCAAAAAAGGACAGUGAACUCGCUCAGAAGAUCAUAAAGUCCAGCUUGUUUGUGUACAACAGUCAGUGCCUGCCAAAUGAAAUCGACGGAGAUGAUUGCCGCAGUUUCCUGGAGCAAAAACCCCUUCCUGAAGGAAGUAGUCUGCGAACCGAGUGCGAAAACUUGCUAAAGACAAAUCGAGAGGGUCAUCACGCUUUCAGAAGGUUGCUGGGAAGCAGUCACUACAAGGAUGGUUUCUAUGAUAUGUUCCCCAAUUCCGGAAGGCGCAACAGUGUUCCGGCAGCCUGGUCCAUUAGUAAGGAGCUCUACGAACCCGAUAAUAUUCAAACGGAUAAGCGGAUUAUUCUGGAUAGCAAUCUUAAUUUGGGUCUGGCACAGUGGGCUCAGUUUGUGGAGCACGAUCUUAGCAAGCCAGUCUCCCAAUCGAUGAGCAGUGGAGCUCCGAUCGAGUGUUGCAGCCGUGACCAGAACAACCUUCAGCCUCGUCAUCACCACCCGGCCUGUGCUCCGAUUCUCCACCAGCCCAGUGGGAAAUACGACGUGCCCAGCUGCCUCAAUUACGUGAGAAGUGCUCUGGCCGUGGCCGAUUGCAAUUUUGGUGGCGCUGAACAGCUCAACCAGGCCACGGGAUCCUUGGAUUUGUCGCAGCUUUAUGGCUUUUCCACGGCAGCAGAAAGAAAGUUGAGACAAUUCCAGGGAGGCCUUCUGAAGACCACUCCACGAGGAGAGUUCGACAGUGCCCUGCUGCCCAUGGCCACGGAUACGGAAGGACCCUCCUUUUGUGCCAAGGAAAGAAUUGGAGAUGGCACCUGCUUUGCAGCUGGAGAUUCGCGUGUCAACAGCAACCCCUUCUCCAUUCUGAUCUACACGAUCUUCUUGCGAAAUCACAAUCGAUUGGCCAAAGAACUAAAGAAUCCUCAUUGGGAUGAUGAAAAGCAUUUCCAGGUUGCCAAGGCUAUUAAUGUGUAUAUAUAUCGUCGGAUAGUGAUCGAGGAAUGGCUUCCGGCGGUUCUUGGCGAACGUAUGGCCGCUGAGGUGCAGAGAAAAAAACUGGAUCGUGGCCUGGAAGUCUCCAAUGAGUUUGCAGUGGCCGCCAUUCGAUUCUACUUCUCAAUGCUGCCCAAUGAGCUUCAAAAUUUGACAAAGAACAACGUUGUGCUUGGUACUGAAAAAAAUAACCAGUAUGUCUUUAUUAGCAAGGACGUACCAACGACAAAUUUAUUUGAACUCAAGGAAGAAAUAUACAACCCACAACUGCAGUACACUUCCAAGAAACUGAACGACAUUCUUGAAAGUUUACUUAACCAGGAGAUCAUGAAAAUGGAUGCUGCCUACUCUGGAGGUGUUGUUUGGCACAAUGACACUAAACCCACACAUGCUGAUAUCCUAGCUUUCGACAUCCAAAGGGGCAGGGAUCACGGUUUGCUCCCAUAUCAUAGGUAUUUGGAAUCGUGCACUCUGCUGAGACCUGUAAACAGUUGGAGAGACUUUGAGGAGUUUAUUCCUAAAGAUGUUUUGGAUAAGCUGAAAAUUAUUUACAGCAGUUGGUCUGAAGUGGAUUUGAUUGUCGGUGGUAUCUCGGAAAAACCAGUUGCUGGAUCUGUUGGACCCACUUUUAGCUGCAUAAUCUCUGAGCAAUUCGCACACGUGCUUAAGCAACACCAGCAAAAUUCUGACAGCAAAUACCCUCUGUUGUCGGAGUACUUCCGAGACAUGAAUGGAACCAAACUCUUGUGUCGAAACUCCGGUCUUUCGGCUGUUCCCCAGAAUAUCUUCCAGUUGCCAUCGGCCCGUAAUCAAAUGGUCUCUUGCAAAGAUGUCUAGAGUUUGACAAUACACCGGCGCUCACACAUCGCAUACGAAUUUAAGAUUAAGUUCCUAAACCAAAAAAAUGAAAUGUAACAGACAAAGCUUAAUAAAUACCUCAAUCAGAUCUUGA
Messenger RNA from Drosophila ficusphila, 2422 nucleotides. RefSeq names its product peroxidase. The transcript has 11 exons. Bases 217 to 2307 code for a protein of 696 amino acids. NCBI's taxonomy places the organism in Eukaryota, Metazoa, Arthropoda, Insecta, Diptera, Drosophilidae. Gene Ontology annotation, molecular function: heme binding; peroxidase activity. Gene Ontology annotation, biological process: response to oxidative stress. The record is from RefSeq and is a predicted model, not a curated record.